AUGGAAAGCCGCGGCUACGCUGCGACAGCAACUGAGUCGGAAAGGCCGAAUUCGAACUCUGAAGUGGUGGUAGUGGAUGCUCCAAUUCCACGAGAUGAAGAACAGGUGCCCGUGCAGGUAGCAGCCAAUGGACCUGGGAGCGGUAAUGCACCGUCAGGGCCUAUAUCACACCGUGCUGAGCGGCCGCGAAAGCCUGGGAGCGAAGUGUUCCUUGUUGGUAUGUUCGUCCUUGCCCUCAUUGGUUGGAUCAUUUCGCUCGUUGGACAGGCGGUUGUAGCAGCUACUAUCAGUAACGCCCCAGUGCGCAUCCUCUGGUUUGCGAUCGUGCUUCAAACAGCCAUCCUACUCCUUCUGAUACAAGUUCUAUCCAACGCCUCGAUAUACAACGCUGCUUACGCGUACGGCACGCAGAUCUCGAUCCUGGCGGCACUCGCCACCGCGUUUGCGGUGCUCGGCGUCGACCAGAACAUAUACUCUUCACAGGCAGCUCAGCAAGCGACGGGGGCCGGGUGGCUAAUCACGGCCAUUGUCGACCUUCUUCUGAUCAUUUUCUUUACGUCGCCGCCUCAGUCACCGAUUCUGCGUGUGGCAAAGGGUGUAUAUAACCGCGACCGGGAUGCUCCGCGGACGCCCUCAGGGCCAACGCAGAAUGUGGUGGAGAAGAUCUCGCGCAGCACAGACGCGUUCCAUCGGACAGCGUUCCAGCACAGCGGCGCUACAGGGCUCACCGCAGCGCAGGAGGAAGAAGAUCAACUUGAGGGUCUGACGCCGGAAGAAAGGGAGAAGGUUGAGCGGAUGGUGGAUGAGAAGAUGGCUGCAAUGGGUAUGUACCCGCGUGGAUUCCAUCCACGAGACUCGUCGGGUGCAUCGUCGAAACCACGCUCGGAGGGUGGUAAAUUACGCGCGAAGAGGCGGAGUGGCCAUGCAGCUGGGGCAGCCGGAGUUGGUGUGGGUGCGAGAGGGACGCUGACGAGCAUGUCGUCGGAACACCAGAAGAGUGCGCUGCUGGAGGCGCGUGAAGGCAGCGCCCGCCCGGAUAGUGGGAGUGCGGUGCCAGAGGAGGCGGCCAGUGAAUCGCCUGCCAAGUGGAGGGCAGAGGCGCUCUUUGAAUAUAAAGGAUCAGAGCAAGACCCGAAUGAACUCGCUUUCAAGAAAGGUGAUAAACUUUUAAUUUAUGACAAGUCAGGCAAAUGGUGGGAGGCGGAGACUCCUGAUGGACGUAAAGGAAUUGCGCCUUCAAACUAUUUGAAACUCGUUUAA
This is a messenger RNA of Psilocybe cubensis, 1260 nucleotides long. RefSeq lists its product as uncharacterized. Gene Ontology annotation, molecular function: protein binding. NCBI's taxonomy places the organism in Eukaryota, Fungi, Basidiomycota, Agaricomycetes, Agaricales, Agrocybaceae. The transcript has 5 exons. The record is from RefSeq and is a predicted model, not a curated record. Bases 1 to 1260 code for a protein of 419 amino acids.